This is a messenger RNA of Pipistrellus kuhlii (Kuhl's pipistrelle), 2336 nucleotides long. It is a transcript of the gene SBSPON, whose product is annotated as somatomedin B and thrombospondin type 1 domain containing. The transcript is spliced from 5 exons. The coding region runs from base 67 to 870 and encodes 267 amino acids. The record is from RefSeq and is a predicted model, not a curated record. Lineage: Eukaryota; Metazoa; Chordata; Mammalia; Chiroptera; Vespertilionidae.
GGCAGGGCCGCUAGCUGCAGGGGCCUUGGCUCCGGAGCCGCACUGGCCCAGGGCCGCGGAGCCGGCAUGCGGGCGCGGUGGCGGGCGCUGUGGCUGGCGCUGUGGCUGGCGCGGCUGGGGCCCGGGGCGCUGGGCGGCUGCGGGGACGCGGGGCGCUGCUGCCCCGGCCGGGACCCCGCCUGCUCCGCCCGCGGUUGGAGGCUCGACCGCGUCUACGGCACUUGCUUCUGCGACCAAGCCUGCCGCCGCGCCGGGGACUGCUGCUUCGACUACGACCGGGCGUGCCCAGGCCGCCCGUGCAUCGUGGGGGAGUGGAGCCCCUGGAGCGGCUGCUCGGACCAGUGCCGGCCCGGGACCCGCGUGCGGCGGCGCCCGGUGCGGCAGGAGCCGCUGAACGGCGGCGCGGCGUGCCCGGCGCUGGAGGAGCGGGCCGGCUGCCUGGAGUACCGGACGCGGCGGGGCCAGGACUGCGGCGGCGCCUUCGCCCCUGCCUUCAUAACUACCUCCGCCUUCAACAAGGAGAGAACAAGACAAGUGGCCUCCCCGCACUGGUCUGCAGACACACAGGAAGCCGGGUACUGCAUGGAGUUCAAGACUGAGUCACUGACUCACCACUGCGCCAGGGAAAACCGCCCUCUGACGCGAUGGAUGCAGUACCUGCGAGAGGGGUUCACGGUGUGUGUCAACUGUCAGCCUCCAGCCAUGAACUCGGCAAGCCUCCGCUGUUCCGGAGACGGCCUGGACUCCGAUGGAAAUCAGAUUCUCCACUGGCAAGCAAUUGGCAACCCUCGAUGUCAAGGAACUUGGAAAAAAGUCCGGCGACUAGACCAGUGUUCUUGUCCUGCUGUGCACAGUUUUAUAUUUAUAUAGACCGUAAGGUAAAUCUCAAAGUCUGUUUGUAAACAGGUUAAAUACUAUCAAGUCAUGUUUAAUGCUUCAUAAACCUUGAAAAAUUGUGUGGCCGGGUUCCUGAGACACGUCAUUGCCAUACUCUGAAGGAGAAAGACAAUUUAGGUGCUAAUUUUCAAGAAACAUGGCGCUCAGUUGAGGACUCACCCUGAAGUCUCCUGUGGUUUUGUGUCCUUGACCUCCCACAUAGUCUUCUCAUUCUACAGGUGGUCCAUGCAACACAAAAUACAUUUGUUUGCACUAGAAUUACUACAACAUAGUCCAUUUGUUGGUAAGUUGUCAUAUAAGGGUAUCCAUGCUUUACAGAAAGGGGAGAAAAAAUGCAAUAUUCAAUCUUCAAAAAUGUAUAGAUAUAUGAACACUCACAUUUCUUAUGUUAUUUCCACAAACUCUGAAAUGACUAAUUUCAAGCAAAAAUCUCACAAAAAUUUUCCAUAGGACAAAGUAUUUAAGAUAUAGUAAACAUUCUGUAAUAAUCCAAUAGCUCUGCAAAAAAUACUUUUCAAUUAACUGAAGAAUAGUUCUUCAAAGAGCAAUGAGUUCCUUUAAAUAUACUUUUAAUGAGAAACUUUGGCACCAAUGACAAACAAUUAUGAAAAUUCUACCAUCUUUAGAAUCUAAGAUUAUUGCUAAAGCCUGAAACUGACCAAAAUCAUCUUUCAAAUUUAGUUGUGAACUCACUACUUAUUUUCUGCAGCAUAUCAUAUUCAUUUUCUUACGUUUGGAGUGGAAGACAGGAAUAGACAUUUUCCAUCUCUAUUAAGCUUGCUAUUGAAGGCUGGGAUUUUAUUAUAGAUCUUUGACCUCACAAGUAACAAAUACAGCGACAUAGAGUACUAGUCUUAUUUAUAAUUGGAAAAUCAGUGAGACAAAGUCACUUAAGCAUCUGGGAUGCCAAGUGAUUCUGCAAGUCAGCCACGGAGCCAAUCCGGCUUCUCACACAGAAGUGGUUCGAUGGGAAGCCGGACUAUGCCAAAGACGGCGCUGUAAAAGCGCAGCCCUUUCCUUUAACAAAUCUUAAAUCCAGGAUAUUUUCUUUGGAAAAUUGAAUCUCAAGAUUUAAAUUGUAUGAAAUUCAUUUGUAUAAAAUAUUUUACACUAGCAAAUGAUUUAUAUUUCUCUAUACUUACCAUGUAAUGACAAUAGCAAGCUUAAUAGAGAUGGAAAAUGUUUAAUACUGAGAGUAUUUAAUUUCCUGACUAAAUAUUCACUUAACUAUCUGAUUUUUGUGGUAAAUUCUUCAGAAAUUAAUAAACAAAUUUACGUCUCAUCAAGGGUUAAGAGUUCAAUUGUAAGUUCAGUAUUAACAUUUUAUGAUCAUUUCUAACAUUUGUCAAGCAAGGUUUUUGAAAAUAUACCUGGGUAGUUUUCAAUGUUACUUAAAAUUUUUAUACCAGUAAAUAAACUUUCUGUUCACAUUUUAAAAA